AAAGCUUGCAAACUUCACGCACGUAACCUGCGCUGGACAUCGACUCGCUCGUAUCUAACUCAGGGAAAAUGUAUAUUGAUUUUUCAAAGAAAACUCAACCGAUGUAACAAAACACCGUUCGCGGAGUGUUUAUACGCGUAUUAAAACGUCGCGGUCGAUGUGUUGUAUCGCCGAGAUGGUGCGACGGUGUAUCUCGGCGUGUUUUAAGUGAGAUCAUAGUGUGUUGCGUCGCUAGGCCGUUUGCCCGGAGCCUGGCUGCGGCCAGGGCCUGGGCGCGCCAUGGACGCCGCUGACCCGCUGCGAACGGCUAGGCAGUUAGGCCGUGAUUUGUGCUGAAUUCGCGAAUCGUCAAGAUAUUGGAUACUGCAGUGAGCAUAAAAGUGUAUGUAAGAACACAAGUUUUAUAGAUACUUUGUUGAUAGUGUGUAAAAUGUGUUUGCUAAAUACAAACUGUGUUACCAAGGACAGUACAUAAUCUUUGUUUCAACUGUCUAUCAAAUGCAGCAGUUCCACAUUAAUUGGGAGGACGGCGAGGAGAAGCCGAAAGCGGCGGAGAGUCAGGACGAUGGCUACGAGACGAGCAAUAGCGGCGAGGCGCGGCGGAAGCCCUCCAGCGCUGAGGGUUCACCCGCGCCCGUCCCCCCCCGCACCCCACCGCCCGAACCGCCUUUCGAGCCCCUUUUACAACGGCCCUUCCCCUCCCCCUACCGCCAUUUUGAACCUCCAGCCCCGCCACCUCAUCACGACCCGGAACCAUACCAGCACUUCCCCUUUCCAAAGUACAACCAAGACGCGUACUUCAAACGAGAACCAGAGGCGCCGUAUGACAUGAGCCAACAAAUGCCACAUCAGUUCGGUAAACGCAGUGAGGACUUAUACAAUGGUAUCAAGCAAGAGUGCGAGGACCCUUACUCAUUUGUGGAGGACGAUGCUAUGUGUGCCAUGUUGGGACAGCAGCAUCAUAUGCCGCCGCAUAUGCAACAUCACGAACACCUCCCGCAUCAGCAUCCCCAUAUGCAGAUGCACCCGCAGCAGAUGAUGCUGAAUCAACCGAAGAAACGGGGACGAAAGAAGAAAAUUAAAGAUGAAAAUGGUAUGGAAAUCAAAACGGAAGGCUUAGAGGGCGCAUUAAUACCAAGACCAGUGAAGGAAAGGAAAAAGCACGACAGAUUCAAUGGAAUGAGCGAAGAGGAGGUGUCAAGGCGGACGCUGCCCGAUCACUUAGCGGAGAACCUCGACAUCAUCAUUAUUGGUAUUAACCCGGGUCUGUUUGCGGCGUACAAGGGUCAUCAUUACGCGGGUCCGGGAAACCACUUUUGGAAAUGUCUGUACCUCUCCGGGCUUACGAGGGAACAGAUGAGCGCUGAUGAGGAUUACAAGUUACUGAACUUCGGCAUCGGUUUCACGAAUAUGGUGGCGAGACCGACGAAGGGUUCAGCGGAUUUAACGCGACGUGAGAUUAAGGAAGGCUCGGCGAUACUGUUGGAGAAGUUGCAGACAUUUCGGCCGAAAGUCGCCGUGUUUAAUGGGAAGCUGAUAUAUGAAGUUUUUUCUGGGAAAAAGGACUUUUGCUUCGGGAAACAACCCGAUACGAUCGCUGGAACGAAUACGUAUAUGUGGGUGAUGCCGUCAUCAUCAGCUAGAUGCGCUCAACUGCCGAGAGCAGCGGAUAAAGUACCAUUUUACGCGGCGCUCAAAAAGUUCCGGGACUACUUGAACGGUUUAGUAGCACACGUGGAUGAGGCGGAACUGGUCUUUCCGGAUAAUACGAGUAGACGCCCGCAGGAGGAGAUGGAGAUUCGCAGCACGUCCAUCCACAGGCUGACGAUGGAGCCGGAACCGGGCGACACGAUCAUACUAGAAGAUGGAACAGAAGUUCCUCUGAAAAAGAAGAGAGGGAGACCGAAGAAGAUUAAGUUGGAGAAUGGGGAAACUGCGCCGCCAACUCCGAGGGCACCGAGGCAGCCACGCGCCCCGCCCAACUUAGAUCCGAACGCCGAACAACCGCCCAAAAAGAAGAGAGGCAGACCGAAGAAAAUAAGGCCGGAAGAGCAACAGUUUUUGAUGCAGCAACAGCAACAACCGCCGCAGCCACAGGUGAGCUCAGAUCCAAAUACGAUGCUCCAGCCUCAAUUGUCAUCAAUGUCAUCAUUACCGCACGAGCAGUUCAUGGGUCACGGUGACUUUCCUUCGCAAAUGCCAUCUCCGCUCCAGCAAGGGAUGCUGUAUCAGCACCACCAGCAACACCAACAGAUGCCUGAUGGAUCGCCGUAUUAUCAGCCUAAUAAUGGCGGUGGUAUGGACUCCCCACUAGACGUAUCUGGGUCCCUGGGACUGGGCCGUGCCGGGUACGUGUCCCCUCGCGGGGUGUACGCGUCCCCACGGUCGCAGCCCUACUCGCCGACACCUCAACGGUUAGCCGCAACUCCACAGCCGCAGGGGCAGGGACAACAGUUCCCCUCGAGUCCCGCGGCCUUUUCGGCUCCGUCUCCGCCGCGGGGGUCGUUCGGCUCCCCCGGCGUGCGAGUGGGGGGCACUUUUGCCGCGCGCUCGCCCCUCUACGCUAGUUCUCCCUCGUAUCAGCAGCCGAGCCCAGCGCCGCAAACGCAGCCGAGGUUCGCGCACGAGCAGAUGGCGUAUGGCCGGGAUCCUGGUGCACAGUCGCAAACCGUCCCCUACUCGCAGUCCCCCGUGCCGGCGGUGGGAGUGAUGUCAGGGGGCAAUAGUACCCCGUUCCCCGCGGCUUCCCCGGCGGGUGGUACGCUGCACUCGUACACGCCCUCGCCGGCGCACACGCCCUACAGCCACCACUCGUCGCCCGCCGCCCCCGCGCCCCUGACGCCCGCCUACACCGAGUCGCAUCACUUCGCACAGGGUGGAGGAUCAAACGGUGGUUCGGGUUCAUACGGUGGUGAAUUAUCACAUGAGAUCGGCGCAGCGAUAUCCUCCCCUGGCGUUGUUUCCCCCGGGAUGGCAACUCUAGACUUUGAGCCGCCCCGGGAUGACGCAAGCCCCAUGGGAAGCACGGAUAUGCAUCCGGGAAGCAAUAGUAAUUCAUCCCUGUCCGAUUAUAAUAAGCAACCCAGCGCAAGCGGGGCGGAAGUGUCCCCUGGGCCCGGGGCCUCCUCUGGGGCCUUUAGCAACAUGUACGAGAGGGAGAUGCCCUAUGACGCAGACAAGCCGCACGACUACCACUAUGCGCAGGAGCAAAGUAACGGUGUCCCAGAGAGUCCGCGGUUAGACCAGUUACAUCAGCAUCCUUCCAUGUUCCCUAGUAAUUUCAAUCGAUCGACUCCCCCGGUGGGCGAAGAAACUGCUUUCUCUCCAAUGGCGUCUACAGCCUUCAGACCUGCUGAGCAUCAUCAUCCGCCUGGUUCUCCAGCCGAAUACGGUGGUAACGAAAGCGGACCUGGCACACCGAAGCCCAAAAAUCAAGAUGUCUCAGCCAAAAGUCUUUCAGGGUUGGAAUCCCUGGUGGACCAGAUACCCUCAAUCGCGGAGGGGGGCAAUGGUGGAGGGGCGACGGGGGGCACAACGGAGCCCCCGGCUCCUGCGGUCCCCGCUUUGCCUGACUACACUCCGGCGCUCUAUCCCCCCUAUCCGGCGUAUGGCACGCCGGCUUAUGGCAAUAAUGGCUACGGUGGUCCAUUUGUGGGCUACGGCGGUGGAUGGGGCACCCAGCUGAUGCGGCCUGCCCCGGGCUACCUCCCGGACUGGCAGUAUGGCUACGCCCCUGGGUAUGCGCCCUACAACACGCCCUACUACAACGGAUAUGCAGGACCGCCUCCUGCACACCAUCAGCAGGCCCACUACCUAUCAGCGAGUCCACUUCUAGACUUGCACAAGAACGCGGAGUCGUCUGUGCCCUCAGUCCCGUCGGUGCCCUCUGUCGGUUUCGGCGGCUUCUGUUAGUGAAUCUCUGCCCUCCACAGUGCAAACAGUUGCUCACCAAUAUACCUGCCAGUGUAUUGAAGUAAAUGUGAAUCUGUAGAAGUAUUCCUGGUAAAAGCAAGCUCUUCAUGCUGGUUUGAAAAAACAUUUGUACAGUCUCAAAAAUUGUAACAAAUUUAUUGUGAUUUUUUUACUCGUGUAUCAAAUCAUAUCGCUUAACGAGGCGUUUUUGAAUGAGCAACUGUUUAAUCUGUGCUAGUGUGAUCGCCCCCCUUCGAACUGAUGAGCUUAAUUUGUAUCCUUUAUUUGUAAAUAUUGUAUGUAUUUAUUUUGGUGCAUCACACCUCGGAACGCUAGGCAUCACAUUAGUUUCGAGAAGGCCCGUAUUUCUAAACGUGAUUGACUCACGUUUGCCGAUACGGCCCUAGGAAUUUUUACUUAAGGGUUUUUUGAUUACGACUCGCGCGGGGACGUCGAGUACUUAAUUUAGUGGAAAUGUCGCCGAUAGAUGGAGCCGUUCUAAAGUAAUAUUUCGUUUUUAAAUGUACAUGAAUUUUUAAUAGCGCCAUCUAUCGACGGUCUUGGUUCCAAAUUGGAAAUUUAGUGGUGGUAUCUCUUGCCAAUGUUUGUCGCGUUCUAGUCACUUUGAUUCGUGUCGGCUAGUCAAAUUUAACUGAAGUUUGCGACCCCGCGCGUGGCGCUACGGAAUUUUUUAUCUAAGUCACAAGAGCGGCCUAUGAAAAUUUAUUUUUAGUUACGUGGAGUUGGUAUUUACAAAUUUAAGCAUUUUAUACAGUUAUUAAGUGACUGAUCGGUCAUCUUUUCUUAAAGGCAAUCGUAAAUCAACUUAUAAACGUUGCUCAGCUAUUGGUCUAAAAUGGAGAGCCUUUUAGUUGAGCGAAGUUUAUAAGUGAGAUUAAAUAAUACACACAAAUGAGUAUGUGUAUUAUUAUAAUGUCUCGCUCAUUUUUAUGUUAACUGUCAGUGUCAACUGUCAUCGUGCAUUUUAAUGUUACCCACAUUUUGCUAUUAAGAUUUGCGGAUUUUAAUAUCAAAUAGCUUCGGAUCGCUAGUGACUAGCAUAAUUUUACAUUAAAAAUCUAUAUUUUAUUAUUCGUGCGCCAUUUUACUCGUAAGGAUAUGUUGUACGACUGUUUACUUAUAGAUUUAUUUUCGAGUUAAUGCAUAAUUUAGGGUGCUGUGGGUUUUUUGUUAACGCUAAAGGUGGGCGGGGAUUUAGUCACACGCCAGUGUUGCCAUUUUUUAUUCUUUAAAUCUCCGCGCAUUUCUAGUUCACUAUUUCCUUGUCUUUAGUACGUUUUUUUCGUGUCACCGUUUGAAUGGGGUAUGGUGUUAUAGCAAUCUUGUACAAAAUUUCUUUUUGCACAAAAAUAAGUUAGGUAAAAACGAAAACAUACGUAAUAAAGACAUAUACGUUUAAAGCUAGGUUUACAUGAAAGAAUUUAUAUAUUUUAGUGAUGGAAGUCGCGUGGACGGUCGCAAGCCGUCGGUUUGUGCUCAAUGCGUCGCGGGUGUGGCGAUGCCUAUCGGGGCGGUGUUAGAAGCGAAUUAAAUAAAUAAAAUUCACGGACUAAUUAAACGCGCUAUUGGCCGAUUCGUAUACGUAUGACUGGAUUUUUUGAUUCCAAAACGGCAUAAUACCAAAAAUAAUAAAACGUUCUAUAGACAAAUAACUAGACCGCUAUAGUAUUUGACAGCUCACGCGUGCUCACGUGACUAUUUUGACGGGCGAUGGCGGGUCACGCCUGUCUCGAAGUGUAUUUGUCUUUGGUAGAUUCAAGGGUUAGAUUCUGGUUCAUGUGUAUGAACCAUCAACACAUUGGAUUUUAACAUAUGGGAGAAAUAUUCUUACUAAUGACUCUUGUCUUAGUUUUUCUAAUAUCUGUGGACAUUAUUUAUUAAUUGCUCCAACUAUCCCUUACGAUUUGUCAAGUAUCAAGAUCGAUUUUUAGCUUUUCCAUACAAAAAUGUAUUAAGGGUAGUAAAUGAUAUGCCGAGAACGUAAUUGGUUUUAAUACCGCCUCUUUCGAGUCCUAUACGACUUUUGAUAAGAACAAAGAGAUGACGUAAGUAGGUUAGCGAGUAGUGGCGUGUAGCGUAAGGUUUUGCAUAUUUUCACUUGUGAUAUUGUAUGGGGAGUGUUGAGCCCUCUUUGUUCCUAUUAGAACACCAUGUAUAUAUAUUAGGUAUUUAUUUCGUGAAAUUCUCGUUUGGCGCAUCGCCGCACUGUUACGCAUCUAUUUAUUCAAAUUUCGGUCAAAUUGUUUUAAAAAUGUAAACAACAGGGUAUUUAAGAUUGCUUAAGAGUUUUAUUUAUUUUAGGUUUCGCCUCGCGCUUACUUUACCGUACUUAUUUUUUUAAGUGUUCGCCUCCGACAAUGUAAAAUCAAUUUGUGAUAUUUAUAUUAACUGCCAAAAGUUUUGUUUUGUGACUUUUGUCAUGUCGGUUGGGACGUUUUCGUUAUGAAGACGCCUCAUGUAAAUAUGAGUGCUUUUUUUACUUCUUACAUUAUGCGUAAUUCUUUUUUGUACAUAUAUUUUUUUUCAGUACUUAACUUUCUAGUUUCGUGUCGGUUACGCUGAAUACGAUUUACCAAUGUCCCAUUUAAAUUAUUAUCACCAUUAUUGGAGUAUAUGACGCAGGCAAUGCAGCGAUGCAACAGCAUUUAGGUAACCGACACUGCUUCUUGGCCUAUUCUCGAAUAAGUUGUGAUCGUAUUGUGUUCCAGUCUCGAAUAUUAGUGUGCAAUGUGAAUCGAUGACCGCUUGUAUUGAACCGUUCGGCGACAAUCGUUCGCUGACUUUGCCGUGUCAGGAGUAAUCUAAGUCUAGUUCUAAGUCUCUAUCAACGAGUUAGUUUAAGUGCGCAGCGUUACGUGCGCGCACGCAUUGUCGUACGUAAAGCGCUGUGUGCGCGUACGUUGGAAGUACGUAUGCGUGCGUAACGGUGUAUCUACUCUCUCUAAGUGCUACGGUACGUUGCGCAGACGACUACUUUGAUACCGGGCAACGCCUGCGCAACUAAUCAUUGUUAGGGUUGACCAGUGCAUUGAGUCGCUCAACUAUUUGUACAGCAUGUAUAUUUUUGUAAAAUUUCAACUCUUCGUGGCAAUAUCAAAUUUUAAAAACUCUUAUUGAUAACUAGUACAAUUGUUAUACAGUUUUUGUUUUUUAGAGAUUUUGUUUUGACGCUGUCGGUGAUAAGACUGACUCAUUUUGAUAGUUGCACGACUCACGCUAUCGCACUGUCAAAGUCUUUAUUCGGGACAGUUCAUGUCGCCAUACUUGACCCUUAGGGCCAUACUUAAACAUUAAAUAAAGCGACAAAAAUUUUUAAGAAACGUUUGGACUGAACAUACUUGGUACGACUGUCAAAAGUAAUUUCAAUAGAACAUCCAAAUGGAUAGAUGUUGGAAGAUGUAUAUUUUUAUAACCAUACGUCUCGAGAAGGUUAUCUUUGAUUAUUGUUUGAGUAUUUGGUCAUGAAUAAUACAAGACAUGCUGCACCCGAAUUUGGGCUCCUGUUGCGCGCGGUGUAAUCCGAUUUUUCUAAGUAAAUAAACCUUCGAAAUAAAAUGUAGUAGAAACCGUUUUAAUUACUUUGUACACCGCGUGUAGCCACUCUUUUUCUUGUUAAGCCUUGGAUUGCAGACGCGGGCUUAGCGGGGCGUGCCGGCUAAGCCAACGAAUGUAAGGCAGGCGCAAGGGCGUACGACGUAUCGCCAAUUGGUUGUGAAUAUUCGCUUGUCGCCCGUCAGCCUCAUCAACACAGUAUUGCCGACCGCAGGAACUCGUAAGCAAUAAUAAUAGAUGUAUAGAGCAAUAAAUACAAUGUUUUCGUUGCCCUUUCGGUGUUGAAAACUGUCUGUGAAUAUUAUGAAAGUUACCCGCGACAGCGCGUACAGAGUUCCGAAAGGCGAAUAUCGAAUCUAGCUCAAUUUUUUCAUAAUUGUAAUUUAUUCGCUUGUUGUUUGCCGUUUCGAUUUGUUCUUGGCUGGUUUUAGAUAAUACAAUAGCGGUAAUUCGUGGAAUUUUAAGAGUUGAUAGAAUUGAUAAUUUGUAGUUGCUGGUCUCCAGCCUCCAAGCUGCAUAGUACUCAAACGACUCGCAUUUUUAAAUAACGGUGCUUAUUUCUCGUGUCUCAUAUGUUUGUUUCGGCGCGACGCGUCGUGGACGGCUGGCAUAUCAGCUAUCGAGAGUAACGUGUUAACAUUAGUCAAUUAUUUUGAUUCGGUCCCGCUUCGGCGCGUCGCGUCACGUUAUAAAGUACAAUUUAUCUUUAUCUUUAAUUAAUUAUAGUACAUAAACUGUUGAGCUAUGUCGCAAGUUCUCGUCAGCCGAUUGAGUGUCCGUUUAUAUAAUACUUACGCUAGAUGUAACGAUUAAUAAUGUUUGUACAGUUUUUAUCGAUACUUCUCGUAGCGUACUAAGCAAGAAAUAUUUUAGUAUAUAUUUAAAAUCUAAUCGAAUUACAUUUUAGUGUAUAAAAUUGCUCGAGUUUUUCAAAUUGUGUUUUUUCAACUUUGUAUUGUCCUAACGGUUUUAUUUAUCAUCUGAAAACGAUCCGUAUGUAAUUAGAAAUUUAACUGGAAGAAUUUUAAAUAAAUUAAUACUACAUUAAUAUUAUUUAAGUAAUGUAUUAUAAAAUAGGAAUAAGGUAAAAAGUUAUUAACAUUGUAUGGAAAAUUGUGACAAAAUUAUAGUCAUUUGUAAUAUUAA
This is a messenger RNA of Pieris rapae (cabbage white), 8631 nucleotides long. RefSeq lists its product as uncharacterized. The transcript has 19 exons. The record is from RefSeq and is a predicted model, not a curated record. Lineage: Eukaryota; Metazoa; Arthropoda; Insecta; Lepidoptera; Pieridae. Gene Ontology annotation, cellular component: nucleus. Gene Ontology annotation, biological process: base-excision repair, AP site formation. The coding region runs from base 499 to 3912 and encodes 1137 amino acids. Gene Ontology annotation, molecular function: DNA binding; mismatch base pair DNA N-glycosylase activity.